Messenger RNA from Piliocolobus tephrosceles (Ugandan red Colobus), 2204 nucleotides. RefSeq names its product cholinergic receptor nicotinic alpha 4 subunit (gene CHRNA4). The coding region runs from base 179 to 2062 and encodes 627 amino acids. The record is from RefSeq and is a predicted model, not a curated record. Gene Ontology annotation, cellular component: postsynaptic membrane. Gene Ontology annotation, biological process: monoatomic ion transmembrane transport. Gene Ontology annotation, molecular function: acetylcholine-gated monoatomic cation-selective channel activity; transmembrane signaling receptor activity. Lineage: Eukaryota; Metazoa; Chordata; Mammalia; Primates; Cercopithecidae. The transcript has 6 exons.
AGCCCGGCGCUCCCGGCCCCGCCGCCGCCGCACCGCGCCCCGCAGGAGAAGCGGAACCGGACCCGGCGGCCGAAGCGGCCCGCGAGGCGCGGGAGGCAUGAAGUUGGGCGCGCACGGGCCUCGGAGCCGGGGGGAGCCGGGAGCCGCCCGAAUCUAGAGCCCGCGAGGUGCGUGCGCCAUGGAGCUCGGGGGCCCCGGGGCGCCGCGGCUGCUGCCGCCGCUGCUGCUGCUUCUGGGGACCGGCCUCCUGCGCGCCAGCAGCCAUGUGGAGACCCGGGCCCACGCUGAGGAGCGGCUCCUGAAGAAACUCUUCUCCGGUUACAACAAGUGGUCCCGACCCGUGGCCAACAUCUCGGAUGUGGUCCUUGUCCGCUUCGGCCUGUCCAUUGCUCAGCUCAUUGACGUGGAUGAGAAGAACCAGAUGAUGACCACGAACGUAUGGGUGAAGCAGGAGUGGCACGACUACAAGCUGCGCUGGGACCCGGCUGACUACGAGAACGUCACCUCCAUCCGCAUCCCCUCCGAGCUCAUCUGGCGGCCGGACAUCGUCCUCUACAACAAUGCUGAUGGGGACUUCGCAGUCACCCACCUGACCAAGGCCCACCUGUUCCAUGACGGGCGGGUGCAGUGGACACCCCCGGCCAUCUACAAGAGCUCGUGCAGCAUCGAUGUCACCUUCUUCCCCUUCGACCAGCAGAACUGCACCAUGAAAUUCGGCUCCUGGACCUAUGACAAGGCCAAGAUCGACCUGGUGAACAUGCACAGCCACGUGGACCAGCUGGACUUCUGGGAGAGCGGCGAGUGGGUCAUCGUGGACGCCGUGGGCACCUACAACACCAGGAAGUACGAGUGCUGCGCUGAGAUCUACCCGGACAUCACCUACGCCUUCGUCAUCCGGCGGCUGCCGCUCUUCUACACCAUCAACCUCAUCAUCCCCUGCCUGCUCAUCUCCUGCCUCACCGUGCUAGUCUUCUACCUGCCCUCCGAGUGCGGCGAGAAGAUCACGCUGUGCAUCUCCGUGCUGCUGUCGCUCACCGUCUUCCUGCUGCUCAUCACCGAGAUCAUCCCGUCCACCUCGCUGGUCAUCCCGCUCAUCGGCGAGUACCUGCUGUUCACCAUGAUCUUCGUCACCCUGUCCAUCGUCAUCACGGUCUUCGUGCUCAACGUACACCACCGCUCGCCGCGCACACACACCAUGCCCGCCUGGGUACGCAGGGUCUUCCUGGACGUCGUGCCGCGCCUGCUCCUCAUGAAGCGGCCGUCUGUGGUCAAGGACAAUUGCCGGCGACUCAUCGAGUCCAUGCACAAGAUGGCCAGUGCCCCGCGCUUCUGGCCCGAGCCGGAGGGGGAGCCUGCCGCCACAAGCGGCACCCAGAGCCGGCACCCGCCCUCGCCGUCCUUCUGUGUCCCCCUGGAUGUGCCGGCUGAGUCUGGGCCUGCCUGCAAGUCGCCCUCCGACCAGCUCCCCACUCUGCAGCCCCCGGAAGCUGAGAAAGCCAGCCCCCACCCCUCGCCUGGACCCUACCACCCACCCCACAGCACCCAGGCACCAGGGCUGGCCAAAGCCAGAUCCCUCAGCGUCCAGCACAUGUCUAGCCCUGGAGAAGCGGUGGAAGGUGGUGUCCGGUGCCGGUCUCGGAGCAUCCAGUACUGUGUUCCCCGAGACAAUGCCGCCCCCGAGGCGGAUGGCCAGGCUGCCGGCGCCCUGGCCUCUCGCAAGACCCACUCGGCUGAGCUCCCACCCCCAGACCAGCCCUCUCCAUGCAAAUGCACCUGCAGGAAGGAGCCCCCUUCGGUGUCCCCGAGUGCCACGCUCAAGGCCCGCAGCACCAAAGCACCACCCCGGCACCUGCCCCUGUCACCGGCCCUGACCCGCGCGGUGGAGGGUGUCCAGUACAUCGCAGACCACCUGAAGGCUGAAGACACAGACUUCUCGGUGAAGGAGGACUGGAAGUACGUGGCCAUGGUCAUCGACCGCAUCUUCCUCUGGAUGUUCAUCAUCGUUUGCCUGCUGGGGACCGUGGGCCUCUUCCUGCCGCCCUGGCUGGCUGGCAUGAUCUAGGAAGGGACCGGGAGCCUGCGUGGCCUGAGGCUGCAGCACACGGCGUCAGCGUCCAUGAGGCCGGCCUGGGGCUGGGCUGGCUCCUCCCCGGACUCUGCAGGGCCACACAUUUGCCAAAUUAUCCUUCCUGUUCUGUGUCUGC